Ipomoea triloba (trilobed morning glory) is the source of this 1195-nucleotide messenger RNA. RefSeq lists its product as uncharacterized. Bases 176 to 1003 code for a protein of 275 amino acids. The transcript is spliced from 7 exons. The record is from RefSeq and is a predicted model, not a curated record. Lineage: Eukaryota; Viridiplantae; Streptophyta; Magnoliopsida; Solanales; Convolvulaceae.
AAGAAUCUCGUCUUACGUGUGUAUAUCACUGUAUCUAUAUCUGUAUCGUUCAUCAUCUUCUUAAUUCUGAUUGAAUUGUAUUGCCUCUGAGCUAUUCUGAAUCGGGUGUUUCUGCUUUUUCUGGUGAUGACACCGCAUCGCUUCUGGUAAACGGUGAGCGGAUCAUGGUCCAACCAUGCUAAUUGUUCAGAUUCCACGAGCCUUGAAUCAUCAAACGACUUGGGAUGUAAAUGUGCUGCGUGAAACGUCUCCCUGCAAGUCAAAACAUGUUAAUCCACUGAUUAGUACUCACGGUUUUUCCAGCCUCCACUGUGGUCCCAAUAACGGGGCUCGCAGUUGUCCUUUCUUUCUGAACUACGCUAAUAAGUUGAAGCCUCUCUAUCUCUCGCAAAAUUCCACUUCGAGGACAUGGCUGUGUCAUUCGCAAGAUGCUAUAUCGCCUGAAAACGAGUAUCGCUCCUCGCGGAACAUAGCUAUCAGCCUGUUCAAACGAUACAAGUAUUUUGCUGAGCGUGGAGGAGGUGACAAUCUAAAAGAGUUCAUCAGUGCGGGAGUAAAUGCGUAUGCGCUGGGAUGUACGGAUGAAGGUUUAAGGAAAGAACUUACUGCUCUGAAGGAAUCUGGGGUCGAGAUUGAAGCAAUGCAAAUAUACGGUGGAAGCACCAGUCUGAAGUCCAAAAUUUUCUCGAGUGAGGUUGAUGAGUGCAUUUUGUGGUUGAGUAUCAUAUUUAUCACGAUAUUGUGUACGCCACAACCAACCAUAGUUCGAUGGUCGUCCACUCCUCCUGUUUCGGAUGAAAUGAUGGUGCAGUGGAAAGGCUUUUGUGCAAUCAUAGCUAAUGCAUAUUUCAUGAGAGGAAUGGCAUGGCUUCCGGUUAAAACGCUUCAGCUAGAGCAAAUGGCAGUUGUGGGACAAGCCGAAGAGGCCUCAGUGGUGGCGAGCCGGAUGGGACUGGUGUUUAGUACGCUCGAGGUUGUGAGUCCACAAUGGCCAAAAGUCUGACACAAGAAACUACACAUAAAAUAGAGGCUCCCUGAUUUGUAUGGAGAAGCAGAAGAUGUAUUAAAAAUCUUCAUGAGCAUUAUGUAGUACAGGUGAACCAAAAGAUUACAUGAGUUUCAUUUCUACCCUUCACUUCAAGACUUUUGAGUGUACUUUUCUGUAAUUUUAAAAAAUACCCACAAGUUCUGGCGA